UAUCGGACCGCGCCCUGCAUCACCAUGGUGAACCUCUGCUGUCUCUGCUGCGGUCAACUCCCGGCUGAACCCCGCCCCCCUCCGCCCCGCCAGCCAGGAGCACCGCGGGACUCCCGCACCGCACCGCACCGCAGCAGCAGCAGCAGCAGCAGCCGUCUGCUGGACCAGAAUCUGAUGCGGGACUCAGCGGGACCCGGAAGGAGGAUGCAAACGGAGGGAAGAAGGUAAAACAGGAUGCAUGAGAGGACAUGCAAAGCGCUGCAGCAUGCUCUCCUCUGACCAGGACUCCGCGGAAGAGGCGCCCAGUGUUCUCAGUGCUGCUGAGGAAGAAGAGCAGGAGGAAGACUCACCUGCAGACAGCGAUCUUCCAGAAGUGCGGCCAGUCCAGCAGUCCCUGGGCGCCUGCGUCUGCCGGGAGUCCCACUGGCGCUGCCUGCUGCUCUCCGUCCUCAUGAUCAGUUGCCUGGCUGCGCUGGCUUGGUGUCAGCUGACACGGGUCACCAAGAUCAGCUUCACCUCCAACUUCCCCUCCACCCUGCGGGGCGGCGGACACUCCAUGAUCUACCACGACAGCCCGUGCUCGGACGGGUACGUCUACAUCCCGCUGGCCUUCCUGUUGCUGCUCUACGGGUUGUAUAUGGUGGAGUGCUGGCACUGCUUGGCCCGGAACCAGCUGCAGUCCAAAGCGGACGUGGACAGCGUGUACGAGCGCGUGCUACGCAUGCGACAGGCAAGGCCUAGCAUAUGGUGGAAGGCCAUCAGCUACCACUUCGUCAGACGGACGAGGCAGGUGACAAGGUACCGCAAUGGGGAUGCCUAUACCACCACGCAGGUGUACCACGAGCGGGUCAACACCCACGUGGCAGAAGGGGAGUUUGACUACACCCACUGUGGGAUGAAAGACGUGUCGCGGGAACUUACGGGCCUGGAGGGUCACCCCACGACCCGCCUGCGCUUCACCAAGUGCUUCAGCUUCACGGAGGCCGGUCCAGAGAACGACUACCUCAACCAGAGGUCCCGGUUCUUCUCCGAAACAGAAGGUCUGGACGACUACAUGGAAGCUCGGGAGGGAAUGCAGCUGAGGAACGUGGACUUCCGGGACAACAUGAUUGCCUGCGUUGACCCGGACCGGAUGCCGUGGUACACGUCUCGGGGGGCCUUCUGGUUGGCGGCACUGCUCAUGCUCUCCUGGCCUCACAGAGUCUUCAUUGAGUAUCGAACGGCGUACGUCCAUUACAGGGUGGAGAAGUUGUUUGGGUUGGAGUACAUCUGCAGCAGUCCGUCCCCGCUAAACGAAGUUAGCUGCGGUAUUCCCAGAGUGGACACCCUGGAUAGCACGGAGAUGGAGUGGCACAUUCGCUGCAACCGCCAGCUCAUCCCCAGCUACUCGGAGGCCAUGCUCAUCAGCGCCAACACCGCGACCUCCGCCUUCUCCACCCGCUUCUUGUUGGACCCCGGAGCGCCCCAGAACCGGGACGAUGGUUCAGGAGGUAGGAGGAGGACGGUCGCCAGCUCCAGCUGCUCCUCAGGGUUCUCCUGCCACGGAGCGCUGCUGCUGUCCCGCCUCUCCUCCGACACGUCCCACGUGUCGCUGUGCCGCAUGUACGGCUCCCGUCGCACCGUGGCUCCGUGGAGGAGCCGCAGCAGCAGCUUGUCGGACCCCUGCUGCCUGGACGAGCAGUGCUGCAGGUCCGACUCCAGCCAGCUGGCGCUCAGCGAAAGUCCGCCGACCUACAGGGACGCCCGAUUCUUCCCAGCUCUCAUCGUCCACUGGUCUGAUUCCGGGGAGGACAGAAGGCGGUAUUACAUCAGGAGAGGGUCAUCAUGUGUGGAGACGGCGUUGUAGACAAACUGGAACCAAAAGUUAAAGUGUAACUAACUCCUUUGUGAAAGUUUAGCUUCGAAGCCAUGAAGCCUCCCUUCAUUUGGCGAGUCCAAAUGAAGGGAGGAGCUGAGGGGGGAUCUAAACGAGGGAAAGAAUUGUUGACGACUUACUGACUUUGCCACUAUAUCUUAUGUUUUAGAAACUUUAAUGGUGACAACAAACUAGCUAAGUUUAUACUAAACACUUGUCAACGUUCAAAAAACAAAGAAAUCAUCGCCGUCUACAGUCAAAGCAGAGAGGAGACCUAUUUCAGUCUGAAUCCACAUUGGAAAUGAAUCAGACAUGCGUGUUAUUAGAAACACCACCGAUCAAUGGUCGCCGCAACCCCAGCCCCUGACUCGCCACCAGGGGGCGUAUGUCUGACUGUGAUAGUUUUAUGGGUUUGUGCGACAAUUGUUGGUUACAACAAUUUUCCGAUUGUUGUAACCAAUAGGAAAAUAGACUGCAGUAGCUGCUGUUGAACCCACGAGGGCAGCACUGAGACAGUUUUAAGGAAAAAUAUUGCAAAAUUAAAUACAUUUUCACAAAAAUGUCAGAAAAAUUGCAUAGAAACGUACAGAUAGCACCCUUAAGGAGCAAUCUGUACAGUUUAUCAGCAACAAAUAGCUGACUGGGGGGUUAGUUACUCUUUAAGGUGCUGGUUGUUGGAUUUGCAUCACUUUUACUGAGAAAAACCUGAAAACUAAGGCAAGAAUUUCUAUGCACACCAAAUGCAACAAAUUCUCUCCUCGUGCACAGAGAAAUCCUCAGCAUUGAUAAAAUCAGAACAAUCCUGCAGAAAAACUUGUUGGAGGGUGUGAAUACUUCUGUCAGCGAUGGAUCCUUGAAAUGUUGCUACAUUAACAGAGGAACAGCACUGAGCUGCAUCCAACUGUGUUUGUUCUCCAUGAAAAUGUCUGCAGGCGCAGGAACCUCUCUUGUCCCGCUAAUGUGUCACUCUGCAUGAUCCUCCUUUAUCAGCAUGACUCAGUUCAGUUCAACAGUUUGUAACUUUCUCUGUUCUGCAGACAAACUUAAGAAAAUAUUAAAAACACUCAAACAAC
Gambusia affinis (western mosquitofish) is the source of this 2928-nucleotide messenger RNA. Its product is annotated as transmembrane protein 151B. The transcript is spliced from 2 exons. The record is from RefSeq and is a predicted model, not a curated record. Bases 239 to 1846 code for a protein of 535 amino acids. NCBI's taxonomy places the organism in Eukaryota, Metazoa, Chordata, Actinopteri, Cyprinodontiformes, Poeciliidae.